AUGCCAAACGGACUGCCGCGCCUGCGGGCGCUCUUCGCCAGCUGGGUGAGGCACGGCGCGGCGGGCAUGAAGGGGCAAUCCGUGAAGGGGCAAUCCGUGAAGGGGCAAUCCGUAAAGGGGCAAUCCAUUCAGGGGAGGCAGGCCACCCGAAGCGCAGGGAGCAAAGGAACACCCAAAGCAGCUGCAGUCGGAGGGACGAUGCUGCUCAUCUCCCCCAUCAUGUUUGAGGUGAAACACAAAGAGGAAGAAAACAACCCCAAGACAGAGUACAUUUUUAUGGCAGGCAAGACGAUCGAUUUUUUAACCCAAAAAAUUUUUGAAAAUGAAUUCGGCACGUCGGUCCUUUAUUUAACUUUCUUCGUUGCGUAUCUGGCCCUCCUUGCACACGACAAUAGAAUUAACCUCCUUGUGCAGAAGCUCAAAUUCAGGUACGCAAAUGAUAUGUUUAGCGUUGGCCACCCCAACUAUGCCAGGUUCUUGGACAAGCUGAGGACCCCUCGGAAGGGCACCUAGGCAGGCAUCACCCAGGGGUGAGUGUGCACCGUCAGUGGGACUACUAAGCAGCUUCACAUCGUGCACUGCCACUCUUCUGUUGCACCGUUCCGGGGAGGGCUGCCCAGGGAAUCGAUCGACCCCCCCUUUGUAUUUUUCCCCAUUUCGAUGUGGGUGGAGCGGCACGGGGGUCAUUAACUUGGUGCAGCUGGUUAUUACCUGCAUUGGGAACCCCCAUUUGAACGCUCCUUUUUUUUUUCCUUUUUUUUUUAUUAACAAUCUGGGAGACAACCCCACCCAGCAAAGACAAACGGAUUGAUAAGGUUUUGGUGUGCACCUCAGUGGGGGUCUUUUCCCCGUGGCUCU
This is a messenger RNA of Plasmodium vivax (malaria parasite P. vivax), 858 nucleotides long. RefSeq lists its product as hypothetical. The record is from RefSeq and is a predicted model, not a curated record. Lineage: Eukaryota; Apicomplexa; Aconoidasida; Haemosporida; Plasmodiidae. Bases 1 to 513 code for a protein of 170 amino acids. The transcript has a single exon.